Messenger RNA from Closterium sp. NIES-67, 1832 nucleotides. The record is from the annotation of a GenBank genome assembly. NCBI's taxonomy places the organism in Eukaryota, Viridiplantae, Streptophyta, Zygnematophyceae, Desmidiales, Closteriaceae.
UUAAGCGUUUCUGAAGUGUAACACUGUACUCGAGGAAGAUUACAGGGGAGCACGCGAGUCAACGGAGGUUACACGAGGGGGCGGACAAAGAAUGCGAAAGGACUCGAAAGGUCGCAACUGGAGGUUGCGACUGACCGUUACAACAUCACGGAUGCCUGCCAUCUCCAUCACCCCUCUAAGAUUUCCCGUCCCCCGUUCCCUCGCCUCGAGGAGCCUCUUUCCCCCUCAGCACUCCGCACACUGCUUCUUCCGUUCCCAUUUCUUGCACCUCACCUAGCGCAUGAUGACUGUUUUGUCUCCGACUUCUCACUUCGUUCUCGACCGUUCGCUGCUCGCAUCGUCGCGCGCCUCGCCUCGUGCUUUAGUCGCCUCCUCCUUCACGCCCCCCACCAAACCUCUCGCUCACACCGCGCGAAUGGCUCCCGGAGCCUUCCGCGCCCCAGCCACCCCCGCCAUCCAUGCUGGCGGGACCGUCGGGGGAAACGACUCGCAGGCGCAGCAGCACGCGGACCCCGGCGGAAGCAGCGCGCCGAUGAGCGCGGGAGCGGCGGAGAAGUACGGGGUGCUGGCGGCGGUGAUUGCAGCGCGCGGGGGCUGCGCGGUGCUAGACGGCGGGCUGGCGACGGAGCUGGAGCUGCGCGGGGCGGACCUCAACGACCCGCUGUGGUCCGCCAAGUGCCUCAUGGAGGACGAAGCGUCCAGCCUCGUGCGCAAGGUUCAUCUGGACUACUACCGCGCGGGUGCCGACAUAUCCAUCUCCGCCUCGUACCAGGCGACCAUCCAGGGCUUCAAGGCGCGCGGGCUGUCGGAGGGGCAGGCGGAGGCGCUGUUGGCGCGGAGCGUGCAGCUGGUGGCGGAGGCGCGCGACCGCUUCUGGGCGCAGCACUGCGCGGAGGCGGAGAGCAGGGGGGAGCGGGUGGAGCGCGCGGAGGGGGGCGUGGAGCGCGUGGCGGGGCGAGUGAAGCCGCUGGUGGCGGCGUCCGUGGGCAGCUAUGGCGCGUUCCUGGCGGACGGCUCCGAGUACAGUGGCGACUACGGGCCGGAAAUGACGGUGGAGCGCCUAAUGGACUUCCACCGCCGCAGACUGCAGGUGCUGGCGGCAGCGGGGCCGGACGUCAUUGCCAUGGAGACCAUCCCAUGCCGCAUUGAGGCUCAGGCGCUGGUGCAGCUGUUGGAGGAGCACGCGCAGCAGGGCGGCCCCCCGGUGCCCGCAUGGGUGUGUUUCAACAGCAAGGACGGCCGCACCGCGCCCUCCGGCGACCCCUUCGCUGCGUGCAUCGCGACGGCGGCUGCCAGCCAGCACGUGGUGGCGGUGGGGGUGAACUGCACGCCGCCGCGAUUCAUCCUGCCGCUGCUGCAGGCCGCCAAGCAGGUGACGUCGAAGCCGCUGGUAGUGUACCCCAACAGUGGCGAGGCGUGGGACGGCAUCAACAAGGAGUGGGUGCCCUGCAGUGGGCUGAGCGACGAUGGCUUCGUGUCGUACGCGCCCGAGUGGGUGAGUGCUGGGGCGGCAGUGCUUGGCGGUUGCUGCCGCACCACACCACACACCAUCUUCAGCAUCGCGGCUUGCAUCCACUGCCGUGGAGAGAAGGGGGUGGGGGGGAAGAGAGUGGGACCUAUUGUUGUUCGUACAGACACAGAGGUAGAUGCAGCAGUUGCCAUUUGACACACCUUCCCAACAUUUUGCUGCAAUCUCUUUUCCACAGGUUACUUGGUGCAUUGUACAUCUUCAUUUGCUUUCAUGUUCCUAGAUUGUUUUUAUAAUGUGAUGUUUAGUUUUUCUCUGACGUUGGGCGUUUAGCUUGUGUAAUCGAUUUCCUUUUACAAAUGAG